Molecule: messenger RNA, 1720 nt
Organism: Tetranychus urticae (two-spotted spider mite)
Lineage: Eukaryota; Metazoa; Arthropoda; Arachnida; Trombidiformes; Tetranychidae
Product: gastric triacylglycerol lipase
Biological process (GO): lipid metabolic process
Molecular function (GO): hydrolase activity, acting on ester bonds
Source: RefSeq, a predicted model, not a curated record
UGGGCAAUUCAAACAAAACUUGAUCAUUUACAUUUCAAUUGACUUCCAUCCCAACAAUUAUUAUUAACGACAUAUUAAUUAAUAAAAUAGAUAAUUGUAAAGCAAACAUGUUAAACAUUUGUUUGUUUAUUGCUAUUUUCACCAAACUUUUUGUAAGUAUAUCAGGACUCGAUGCUACUCCGGAUUGGCUUUAUUCAUCUGAUCCUGACUGUGGUCUGAGUCCAUGUCAGUUAAUUGAAUCUCGUAAUUUUAUUUGUGAACAACAUUAUGUAACAACUGACGAUGGUUAUAUAAUUAAUGUACAACGAGUAGUUAAUCCGAUUCUUAAAGCAGCUGGGAAAAAAACGAUCAAACCAGUUGUCCUGCAACAUGGUUUGUUUGGUUCCUCUGUACAUUUCUUAGUCAACUCGGCCGGAGGAUUUGCAGCUGAUUGGACAAAUGGAACAGGUUCGGUGGAUAUAACCACCGAAGGUCGUAAUUUGGCCUACUUUCUUUCUAAUUUUGGUUACGAUGUUUGGAUGCCCAAUUCGAGAGGCAACAAGUUUUCCAGAAACCAUACCAAUCUUAACCCAAAAAAAGAUCCAAGUUUCUGGAGAAUCUCUUUUGAUGAAAUGAUCGCCUAUGAUUCGCCAGCAGUGAUUGAUUACAUCUUGCAGAAAACUGGAUUUGAAAAUCUCGCCUGGGUUGGACAUUCACAAGGCACUUUACUCAUUUUUGGACUGUUAUCUGAAAAACCUGAAUAUGCAGACAAGAUUAAACCAUUUAUUGCAAUGGCUCCAAUAGCUCAUGUUACUCACAUAACAUCACCAAUCCGUUAUUUAACGGAAAUUCCUGGUUUAAUGGACUUUUUUUAUGUUGCUGGAGGGGAAUUGACUGCACCACAGGUUUUACUUGACCUCAUGGCUGAACAAGUAUGUGGUCAACAGGUUGUCCAACCAGCCUGUGGAAAUCUUCUUUUCCUCGUUUGUGGUUAUGAUGCCGAGCAAUUCAACUUCACCCGAGUUCCAGUCUAUUAUUCGCAAGGUUUGGGAGGAACAUCUGCCUGGAAUCUUUUACAUUUUGGACAGAAUAUUGUCAACAAAGGAUUCCUUAAAUUUGAUUAUGGUGCGCUGAUCAACUAUCAAAGAUAUGGAACUUUUGAACCACCAGCUUACGAUCUUGGUGCCAUUACAUCUCAAAAUAUAAUACUUAUGGGAUCAGCCAACGAUGUCUUUGCCGAUCCUACUGAUGUUGAAACUUUAAGGAAAUCUUUGAAAGUUCCUUUCACUGAAUAUCGAAUUGCUGACCAACAAUUUAGCCAUCUAGAUUUUAUCUGGGCAAAGAAUGUUGUCGAUCAAGUUCACAAACCAAUGUUGGAUAUGCUCAAGAAGUUCCAGUAAUUUACCUUUGUUGAUUGAUUUGUUAUCCAUUUUUGACGUUAUCCUUUUACAUGGAUAAAUAUUUAUCCAACAAUCUCAAUUAUUUAGUUUUUGUUUUUGUCUAUUUUGAUUCCUAGAAUCACUAUUUUGUGCAUGAAUAAUCCAUCAAAGAUAAAAUUGUUAAACAAUUUGAGCUAUAAUAUUGUAAAAAUCUAUCUAAAUUAAUAUCUUCUAAGAUAAUCUGUUGUCAUCAUUAACAGACUCAAUUAUUAUGUUGACCUGAAUUAUAUCUUUGAUAUCGUUAAAUCACAUCAAUCUAUACAUACAAUAUAUAAAUAAAUGUAUCAAAUUUUUGCAUCAAA